This is a messenger RNA of Syngnathus acus (greater pipefish), 755 nucleotides long. RefSeq lists its product as uncharacterized. Bases 81 to 455 code for a protein of 124 amino acids. The transcript has 4 exons. NCBI's taxonomy places the organism in Eukaryota, Metazoa, Chordata, Actinopteri, Syngnathiformes, Syngnathidae. The record is from RefSeq and is a predicted model, not a curated record.
GCCAGCUCAGGCGCUGGUGUAUAAAAGCCCGAGGGUCGUCGGCUCCGUUCCACGCAGACUCGCGCCCCGCUGCCGGAGCUAUGAAGUGGCCACUGGUGUUGGCAACCGCCAUGACGUGCCUUUCGGCUCAGCCGCCUCGACGCUUGACCAGAGAUGCCGAGACUCGACGGCUGCCAAAGCAAAACGAAACGCGCAACUCAUCAAGCUUGAUGAGCGUCACGUCAAACGCGACCUCCGAUGACACGUCGAAGCUGACGUCGCGGGACACAUCCGCGACUCCGUGGCUCAUCUUCAACUCGACGUCAAACGAAAGUGGGCGCCUUUACGAGCAGGUCGCUUCCAUGGGCUGUAUGCUGCCCACCUGCUCCGUCACAGAUCUCGGGUCCAAGCUUCAAGUCGGGGACGAAACGGCAGGCGGCUCCACGCUCGACCCGGAAGGGUUUGGGAAGAAAUGACGCCGGGCGACCUGCUCCCCCCCCCCAUCUUUGAGUCGUGUGUUUUGCUUGCACAGUUGGCUCAGUGAUGUUUUGUGCAUUGGAAACUGUUUGCUGCAUGGCCAUUGAUUGAUUGAUUGAUUGGUUGGUUAAUUGAUUGAUUGAUUGAUUGAUUGAAGCGCUCCGUGCCAAGUUGAUUUGAUCCUCAAGUCACCUCCACCAUAGUGUGCGUGCUUUGUGGAGAAAUGGAGGCAUCGCUAAGAGCUGGUUACUAAAUGUGAAAUAGUAGAACAUUGAAAUAAACACAAAACAAGGCAGAAA